This is a messenger RNA of Myodes glareolus (Bank vole), 2573 nucleotides long. The record is from RefSeq and is a predicted model, not a curated record. NCBI's taxonomy places the organism in Eukaryota, Metazoa, Chordata, Mammalia, Rodentia, Cricetidae.
UGAGAGAUGGUGAAUGAAUACAAGAGAAUUGUUCUUCUGACAGGAUUGCAGUGUAUCAGUGACUAUAAUUUUAGAAUAGUUAAGUCUUUACUGAUCCAUGACCUACAACUGACUAAGAAAAUGCAAGAUGAGUAUGACAGAAUUAAGAUUGCUGACUUAAUGGAAGAAAAGUUCCAGAAGGAUGCUGGAUUGAGCAUACUGAUAGAACUGUACCAAGAUAUUCCAGAACUUGGAGACCUCGUUGAUACACUUAGAAAAAAGAUGGCAGAAGUUGAAAAUAAAAGCAGAAGCAAAGCCAAAAACACUGCAAUAGGACCCAGUCAGAACGAAUCCAGCACUUCCCACUUUGUCUUCAACACAGAGGAAGAUUUGGAACUAGGAUCAACUAUGGCGACACCUUCAUCAGAGAAACCUGAAGACGCACUCACCAAAUCACUUGACAUCAUGACAACACAGUCAUUCCAGGAAGAGUAUAAACUUCCAGAACUUUCAACAGCCAACAGAUGCCCAGCUAUGAGUGAACCACAGACUUCUCAGGGGCUUCCAACAACAGCCUGCAGCAGCCUCCAGACUCCCCUGGAGCCUCCAGAAAUAUCACACAGCAUAUUGACAACAUCCCAGGGUCCUUCAGCACCAUUUUCCACCAGCGAUCGGACUUCUCAGGUGUCUCCAGUGACAGCUUCCAGCAGCAUUCACACCUCUCAGGUAACUUCAAUGGUUUCUUGUAGUCAUCGAGAUCAUCUGAAGUCUCAAAAAAACAGUUAUGGACUUGUAUACCUCCAAACUGCAGGACCACCUGUGCCUCCAGGUGGCUCCCUACAUUUGAUGUCUGCAGCGACACUAUCUGGCAGUUACAAUACUCCUCAGGUGACCCCAGCAACAGUGCACAGCAGUGACCAGGCCUCUUGGGUGACUCCAACAACAGUUCCCAGCAGUGUCCAGGCCUUUCUGGUGACUCCAGCAACAACAACCAGUGGUUACAACAGUCCUCUAGUGUCUGCAGCAAGAGUAUCUGGCAGUUAUAAUACCCCUCAGUUCACCCCAACAGCAAGGGCUAGCAACUUUAAUCCUCCUCCACAGUCUCCAGCAUCACGGCCUAGCAACUUUAGUAUGCAACAGGCGUCUUUGGCAACAGUAUCCAGAAGUUUCUCUGCUGCUUUGGUGUCUCCAGCAACACCAUUCAAGAAACCAAGACUGAAGACUGUACCUAAGCAAUCUUCUCAGGAAGAUGGUUACCACCAAGGUCCCAAAGAAGUGGUGGUAUUAAAAGCGACAGAACUAUUUAUAUAUGACAUGAGAGAAAAUAAAAUGAUGUUCCAUGCCACAGUGGCCACUGAGACUGAAUUCUUCAGAGUGAAGGUUUUAGACUAAGUACUAAAGGAGAAGUUCAUCCCCAAAAAAGUCAUUGUCAUCUCAGAUUACAUUGGCCACAAUGGUUUUCUAGAAAUACACAGAGCCUCCAGCGUAUCAGAGGUGAAUGGCACCAAUAUAAUGAAAAUUCCAGUUUCCCUGAGACAAAGAGCCAAUGCAACACCUAAAAUGAAUACUAUUUGUUCACAAAUAGUAGGGACAUUUGUGAAUGGAGUUUUUGCCGUGUAUGUGAAAAAGGUGAAGGGUGAAUUCAUUUACUAUGGAAUAGAAGACAACACAGGGAAGAUGGAAGUGGUGGUUCACGGACAAUUUACCAAUAUGUACUGUGAGCCAGGGGACAAGCUUAGACUCCUCUGCUUUGAAUUGAGCUCAUGUGUGGAUACGUGGCAGCUGAGCUCAUGUGUGGAUACGUGGCAGCUGAGAUCUGAGAUGCACAGUUACUUGCAGGUCAUCUGGGCUAGGAGGAGAGACAUAGAACCACCCAAUCCCCAUUCAGCUAUGGAAAUAUACCAAUAUUCCAAUAUUAAUACAACUGAACAACACCGGCAAUAAUGUUUAUGGUGAUAUGAUGCAAGUGCAGAAAAAUGUGUAUGUGCAAAGAAAGGGAGGGGGCAAAGAAAAAUGUAUAGCUCAAUAAAAAUAAUUUAAAAAGCAAAAAUAUGUAUAUAGCAUAUAGUGAUAUAUAUACAUAUAUAUGUCUCUUAAUUUUAGAAAGUAGUGUUCUUUUACUUUGCUUUUUAUACAUUUUUGAUUCUCUAUAUUUAUAUUUUCCAUCUUUAUGUUUCAAAACUUGAAAAAAGAAUAAUAAACUUUUUAUCUAAAGCAGUUUUUCCCCAGAAGUCUCUUUCAUCCAUUUAUAAGUUCUUAUGAAACAUAUGGCUUGUGCUCUGCAGAUUUGAGAUACAUGUCAACUUGUACUUUGGAUGGGAUAGUCAGGGACAGAGGCCUCUUCUUGAAGUAUCAGGCUAUGAACCAUGCAGGAAAAAAAAAACAAGUUCAAAGGAACAUGGGGUCUGGAGUGCAAUCUGAAGUGUAGUCCCAAGGCUUGUGCUUCAAGGAGGGGCUUCAUUGGCUGAGGAAAACAAAGGGAGGUUGUAGGGACUUAAGGCCUACCAGGCCAGAGGGGGUCCACCUGGAGUCUUGCUGGCACUGUCAGAGGUCCUGACCAUGCCUAGCCAAAGAGGAGUUACCAAGCUGUGUUU